Messenger RNA from Gamsiella multidivaricata, 1269 nucleotides. RefSeq names its product allantoicase. Gene Ontology annotation, biological process: allantoin catabolic process. NCBI's taxonomy places the organism in Eukaryota, Fungi, Mortierellomycota, Mortierellomycetes, Mortierellales, Mortierellaceae. The coding region runs from base 85 to 1203 and encodes 372 amino acids. The transcript is spliced from 2 exons. The record is from RefSeq and is a predicted model, not a curated record. Gene Ontology annotation, molecular function: allantoicase activity.
UCUCUCUCUUCUCUCCUUCGUUUCUUCACAUCAGCACUAUUUUCUACAAAUAUUUCUUCGAAGCACAUUCAUACCCGUAUCAAGAUGACCAACACCACCGCACUUACCAACACCGUCGUCCCCGUCGAGAAGAUCCAGGAGACUUUCAAGGACUAUAUUGACCUCGCUGUCGCUACUCGCGGAGGCAAGGUCUUGACCUUCUCAGAUGAAUGGUUCGCCGAUUGCAAGAAUCUCCUCACCGCCACCGCCCCCAUUUCCGCCCCCGGUCGUUUCGUCCCUACCGGCGCCUGGUAUGAUGGAUGGGAGACUCGCCGACACAACGCUCCUAACUACGACUGGUGCGUCAUCCAGCUCGGAUAUGCCGGUACCAUCGCCGGCUUUGAAGUCGACACUUCCUACUUUACCGGCAACCACGCUCCCUUCGUCUCUGUCGAGGGCUACACAGAGUCUUCGCCUUCUAAGGCUGCAGUCCGCACACACGAGGAGUGGGCUGCUGUCAACUGGGUCCCUGUCCUUACUAAGGUCGCCCUCAACCCCAACUCGCGUCAUGGCUUCAAGCUUGAGCAAUCCACUGCCGCACACUAUACCCAUGUCCGCUUCUGUAUGUACCCCGAUGGAGGCGUUGCCCGUCUCCGCGUCUACGGAACCGUUCAUCAAGUCCAUCCCGAGAACAAGCACGAAAUCUAUGACUUGGCUUCCGCGGCCUCAGGAUCGGUCAUUACCGAUCUUUCAGAUGCCCACUACGGUCACCCCUCUAACAUGCUCCUCCCUGGACGUGGCCACGACAUGUCUGACGGCUGGGAGACUAAGCGCUCGCGUGCUCCCGGCCAUGUCGACCACUGCACCAUCAAGUUGGGUCAACCUGGCCACGUUACCGACAUUGAGGUCGAUACUGCUCACUACAUGGGCAACCCUCCCAAGGCCGUGACCAUCGCUGGAUUUGAGAUUGGUUCAGAUACUCCCAUUGUCCUCUUGGAUCAGGCCCCCAUGACUGCUCACCGUCAGCACUUCUUCAAGGUUGCCAACGACUUGACCGAGAAGCGCAUUGCCAAGAUCCAGGUCGUCAUGAUCCCAGACGGUGGCAUCAAGCGUGUCCGUAUCUGGGGUGCCGCUCAAUUGCCUGCUAUCGAGCCAGAGAACUCUUUGAUCGGCGUCCGCCAGGAGCUUCCUGACGAGCACACCUGGAACCAGAAGAAGAACUAAACGCCCUCACGUAAAAGCAUCAUAGACACCAUGAGAAAUAAAUGUAAAAAAUAUCUUUGUACAGUG